Molecule: messenger RNA, 1692 nt
Organism: Alternaria arborescens
Lineage: Eukaryota; Fungi; Ascomycota; Dothideomycetes; Pleosporales; Pleosporaceae
Exons: 3
Coding region: 1-1692 (563 amino acids)
Biological process (GO): N-glycan processing
Cellular component (GO): glucosidase II complex
Source: RefSeq, a predicted model, not a curated record
AUGGGAAGGAAGCACGUGUCUUCGCUAGCCUUUAUACUCCCCCUCUUAGCCAGCACCGCAGAUGCGGCGUCAGACCCCGCCCGGCCGCGGGGUGUUGGUCCGGAGUUUGCAAAGUACUACAAGGAUGCCGAGACAUUCACUUGUAUCUCGAAUCCGGCCAUCAAGCUUCCCAUUGCACGCUUGAACGACGACUACUGCGACUGCCCCGAUGGCUCUGACGAGCCAGGCACAUCGGCAUGCUCCUACCUCUCGCCCCUCUCCCCACCGCAGCCCUUGGGCUUCCAAGGAAAAGACGUCAAUUCCACGCCGGCUCUGCCUGGCUUUUACUGCAAGAACAAAGGCCACCAGCCAAGCUACAUUCCUUUUACCAACGUGAACGACGGCGCAUGCGACUACGAACUAUGCUGUGACGGCAGCGACGAAUAUGAGCGUGUAGGAGGUGUCAAGUGCGAAGACAGAUGUGCGACCAUCGGUAAAGAAUGGAGGAAGGCGGACGAGGCGAGACAAAAGAGCUUGACUUCUGCAAGACAGAAACGGAAGGAGCUGGUGGCUGAGGCUGGCCGUAUGCGCAAGGAGGUCGAGGACCGCAUACAGACGCUCAAGACACAGAUCGAAGGCGCGACACUCAAGGUAGAUGGCCUAACAAAGAGCCUCGCCGAGAUCGAGAGGGCGGAGCGAGGCAAGGUCGUCAAAGGCGCAGGAAAGGGCGGCAAAGUCACUGUGCUGGCCAGUUUGGCCAAAGAGAGGAUCCAAGAGCUCACCGAGAACGUCAAUCGUGUGCGAGACGAGAGGAACGCAGCACAAGCCAGGAUCGAGGAGCUCGAGGGCAUGUUGAAGCGCUUCAAGGAGGAGUACAACCCCAACUUCAACGACGAGGGUGUGAAGCGUGCCGUGCAGGCCUGGGAGAACUACGCAGCACAAGAGCGUACAGGUCCCAACACCGCUCUCGACCGCGAUCUCGAUGAGAUUCUGAAGCCAGACUCUGAGAGCGCUAUCAAGUGGGAAGAGUUCGAGACAGUUGAAGAGUCCGAUGUAGAGCUUCUCUACAAAUUCGAAGAAUACCUCCCCGACUCUAUCCGUAGCUGGGUGGACAGCAAGCUUCGCGACUUGCGCGUCAUGCUCAUCGAGAACGGUAUCCUUGCAGACCCUACGACUGGCGACGCACCUGAAUCCAAGGCCGUUACCGACGCCAAGUCGCAGCUAGACUCUGCGAAGAAGGAACUCGAGGGAGACAAGUCGGAACUUUCAAAGCACGAGGAAGAUCUCACCAAAGACUACGGCCCAGACUCUAUUUUCCGCGCCCUGCGAGACCGAUGCACAUCCACCGACUCCGGCGAAUACACAUACGAGCACUGCUUCCUUUCAAAGACCACUCAGAAGCCUAAGAAGGGUGGCGGUCACACUGGCAUGGGUAACUUUGCACGCAUUGAAUCCAUCACCGUCGAUGAAGAGCUUCCUGCCGACGGAAGGGGCUUGGGCAGCGGUGAAAGAAUCGCGCUCAAGUACGAGAACGGCCAGCAUUGCUGGAACGGACCGAACAGAAGCACCAUGGUCAUCUUGGCCUGUGCAGAGAAGGAUGAGAUCUGGAAGAUCGUCGAAGAGGAGAAGUGUGUAUACCGAAUGGAAGUAGGUACGCCUGCCGUCUGUGGUGUCGACGUACAGAAGGCUGCGCCGGCGCACAACGAGCUGUGA